AUGCUUCGUCUCACUCUUCUCUCUAUUUUUGUUGCUUCAUCAUCUGCAUUUUUAUUCCCAAUGGCUGGUGGUGGAGGAGGUGGAGGUUGUGCUCCACCACCACCUCCACCAUCUUGUGGAUGUGCACCUCCUCCACCCCCACCACCUCCAUCAUGUUGUCCACCUCCAGUGUGUGGAUGUGCUCCCCCACCUCCACCUCCUCCUCCACCACCUCCAAUGUGUGGAUGUGGUUGUGGAAGAAAGAAGAGAUCGGCUGAGGAGCCAGCAAUUGAAGGAAUUCUUAAUAUGGAUAGUAACUUGGAAUGUAAUAACGAAGAGAUGAAAAGUGCUCUAGAAAAGAACAUGAAAUCGACUCCAUCUGAUUCUCUUUUAUCGAUCCGCGCAUCCCUACCCUCGGAUGAAUUCUUCGUGAUGUGCACCCAUGGAUUGACUGCUUAUUCUGCUCCAGCUGGAACCAAAAACUGCGCAAUUCGCAAAGAAAAUCAUUUCUGUCAAAUAUUUUCAUUGAACGAAUAUAACUAA
Molecule: messenger RNA, 522 nt
Organism: Caenorhabditis remanei
Lineage: Eukaryota; Metazoa; Nematoda; Chromadorea; Rhabditida; Rhabditidae
Exons: 2
Coding region: 1-522 (173 amino acids)
Source: RefSeq, a predicted model, not a curated record